Messenger RNA from Durio zibethinus, 1665 nucleotides. RefSeq names its product Radical SAM superfamily protein (gene BIO2). Gene Ontology annotation, biological process: biotin biosynthetic process. Gene Ontology annotation, molecular function: 2 iron, 2 sulfur cluster binding; biotin synthase activity. Gene Ontology annotation, cellular component: mitochondrion. NCBI's taxonomy places the organism in Eukaryota, Viridiplantae, Streptophyta, Magnoliopsida, Malvales, Malvaceae. The record is from RefSeq and is a predicted model, not a curated record.
CUGUCUGUGUGAGAGACGAAUGGUUGGUGGUAGACCGUAGUGGGAAGGAAGUUGUCUAGUGUGAAGAGAAGAAGAGAGGAGUAAUAACACGUCUGCAAAGGAAAGGCCUCGCCUCGGUCCUUCAUUUUCCUUCUUCUCUUCCUUUUUCUCCCCAAAAGGAAAGGAAAAUCUACACUUUUAUACGACAACUAUCGAACUUCUUCAACUCUAUUAACUACUUGACCCACAAAACCAAAGACAAAAAUGUUGUCCAUUCGAUCCCCUACUUCUCAGCUGCUGCUUAGAAGUUGUAGUUACUACUCUACUACAGCAUCGGCUGCGGCUGUUGAAGCUGAGAGAACUAUCCGACAAGGUCCUAGAAACGACUGGACACGCCAACAGAUCAAGUCCAUCCACGAUUCUCCUGUUCUUGAUCUCCUUUUCCACGGAGCUCAAGUUCACAGAUAUGCUCAUAACUUUAGAGAGGUGCAGCAGUGUACCCUCCUCUCAAUCAAGACUGGUGGAUGUAGCGAGGAUUGUUCAUAUUGUCCUCAAUCCUCUAGGUAUCAUACAGGGCUAAAGGCCCAAAAGCUUAUGACCAAGGAAGCCGUAAUGCAGGCAGCUAAACAGGCAAAGGAGGCUGGUAGUACACGUUUUUGCAUGGGUGCUGCAUGGAGAGACACAGUAGGAAGGAAAACUAACUUCAACCAAAUUCUUGAAUAUGUAAAAGACAUUAGGGAUAUGGGGAUGGAGGUGUGUUGCACUUUGGGCAUGUUAGAGAAGCAGCAGGCUCUUGAACUCAAGAAGGCAGGUCUUACAGCUUACAACCAUAAUCUUGAUACCUCAAGAGAAUAUUACCCAAACAUUAUUACAACAAGAACUUAUGAUGAGCGGUUGGAAACCCUUCAACAUGUCCGUGAAGCGGGAAUUAAUGUCUGUUCAGGUGGAAUUAUAGGGCUUGGAGAAGCAGCAGAGGACCGGGUUGGUUUGUUGCACACAUUGGCAACGCUCCCCAGUCACCCAGAGAGUGUUCCCAUUAAUGCCUUGGUUGCAGUGAAAGGCACGCCUCUUCAAGAUCAAAAGCCUGUCGAAAUAUGGGAGAUGAUUCGGAUGAUUGCCACUGCUCGUAUUGUCAUGCCAAAAUCAAUGGUUAGGUUGUCAGCUGGCAGAGUUCGUUUCUCCAUGCCUGAGCAGGCAUUGUGUUUUCUUGCUGGCGCCAAUUCUAUCUUCACUGGUGAGAAGCUGUUGACAACUCCUAACAAUGAUUUUGACGCUGAUCAACUCAUGUUCAAAAUCCUUGGAUUGAUUCCAAAAGCUCCCAGUUUUUCUGAGGAAGAAGCAGAGGGUUCUGAAGCAGAAAAUUGUGAGGAAGCUCUGUCAAGUUCAGGUUGAGGCUCCUGAUUCGAAGCAGUGCCUUUAUUUGCUAGUUAUCAGUUGUAAGGGAUUCCUGGGGAAUAAAUGGUCAUUAGAUUCUGUUCUUGAGACUGUCAAAGGUCCAAGGCUUUGGAUAGUUUUAAUAUCAUGGGAUGAAAAUAUGCUUAAUCCGAGGUUUGGUAUUAAAUGGCCAUUGGUGGUGGGACCUGCACCAUGGUCUUGCUUUUUUACUGGAACCUUAACUACAGCAGUCUAUUCAAUUUCGGUAUAAUCCUUAUAUCAGGUUAUCGGAAAUUAUUAAAUUGAUUGAAA